AGUGUUGAAAACAGAAACGAAAUACGCUCCAACCAAAACAUUCAACUAUUGAACACUUGACGCGAGGGAAACCGUUGUAAGAAAGAUUGAAACUAAUUAUAUUCUUCAACGUAUUGCGUCUGUGCAUGUUUGACUUGGUUUGGUGGAUGGUGGUCCUCUCUGUCAAUUAACUUCCUGGAUAGUCCAAGCUUGUAUUUGUGCGUAAUGAUAGCCUACCCAAACUUAGAAAUCAUUUCACCAUGGCAUUGUGCUCCAGGGUUUGUCAUUUUUGUAUUUUGACUCCACAACAGACUCAAAAUUAUUUCUAGAGUUACCAUUUAUCUCUACAGUAUUUGAGGUAAUAUAACUAUUAGACCACUUUGCAGUCGACAUGGCAUGGUAACCAGCAGGGGGAGAAUGACAGCUUAAGUACGAAUGCAGAGGCAGCCCCAUUCAUAUGCAGUCAGGUGGCCAGAAGUCAAGUUUCAAAAGGCUGCAGACAGCAAUGUCCUGUGAAGACGUUUUAGUUGCUGCGCUGUUUGUGUAUGAAGGGCAACCACUCAAACGGACAGAUGCAGAUUAAAAUGUGGAUGUUCAUUUAUGAUGGAGUAUGGAUGGAUGAUGGAAUAUUGUUUUUAUUGCCUUAACUGUUGAGACUUUGGGUACUGUGUGGGAAAGAUUCAGAAAGGCUCAGAAAGUUUGUCAUGUUUUGUGAGCUUCUUUCCCCCACUUGAAAACGCAUGAACUGUAACCAGGUGCUGCAUCCUGUACCUAAGUGUGGAAAAGUCCUACAAUCAGUGAACUAUGAUCGGUGCGGCCAUUGGGACUGUAUAGAACAUCACAUUAUACAUAUACACUGUAUCCAUUGACAGGAGGUUCUCAAAGCAAGCAUUGACUAUGACAGACCAGCAGCUUUUUGAGGUCUGCCAUAUGACCAAUGGUACGGACGGAGGCUACAUGGCAAGCCAUGGCGCCCCAUUCUCUGGUCUUGGUUACGGGUCAUUGACUCUCAACUCCCUGAAUAGAUCCCCUGCAGCAUCUCCAAACUUCACUCAGGAGGCCCUCAAGUCUCCCAUCACCCCUUGCGACGACCUCUCACCCCUAGUGGACAUGCCGAAAGCCGGCGGUGGUCCUUGGCUCGGCAAUCACCUGGGCAGAAAUACCCCCAACCCAUGGAUGCCCUCUGCUCAGAGUCAGAGCGAGGGAGCAGACAUGAGCAGUCAGGUGAACCAGCAUUCCAGGAUGUACCCCUUCAGUCAUUUCCCACUCAUGAACUCUUCUGACAUGUCCGCCAAGUCGCACGGGUCAGCCCUGCAGAGACUGGACUCGUUCACCCAGGCGUUCCCCAACCAGAACCACCUGGGUAUGGGUCUUCUGCGGAGCAACAGCCUCAGCACGGACAACGGCAGCCCCAGUGGUCUGGAGGACAACAGCCCCAUGUUGCUGUCUCCUCAGGCCGCUUCGCCCAUCGACCAUGCGCUCUACGGGCAGUCGUCGGCAGCACAGCGUUUCAACCAGGUGCUCAUGAACCACCCUGGACAGCCUGUGGACCAUCAGAUCAGCAGCCCACUGCUUGGACGAUCACAGUCACAGUAUGACUACACACCACAGCAACAGGUAGGGCAUUUGUCUGAUGCCCAACAGAUGUACCAUAGCCAACAUGCCUCUCAGCAGCCUAGCCAGGCCUUCUCCAGACCCCGGUACCUCUCCCUCCAGGGGCUCCACCAUCAUUCCCAGCCCUUGGGGUCAUACCUUCACCCCAAUGAGAGGAGGGCGGCCCAGGACACCCACCAUCCCCAUCACCAUCACCCACCUCCCUCGCCACAGCCUUUCUACGGACAGAGCUGCAAGGGCCUGGAGCAGCAGCAGAGCUCCUUCACUAGCCUCUCCUCCCACCAGCCACCCUCUCUCUUCCCAGAGACCCAACCCUACCUGCACCUGCCUCCUCAUCAGAACAGCUUCCAGCUGCCGCAGCCUCAAAUGCUGGCAGACUCCCAUCAUCAUGCUCUGGGCUCCUCCAAGCACCACCACAGGCUGGACAGACAGAACUCUGGGAGUCUGAGUUCUCCUAUAGGACUCUCAUGCAGCAGCCCUCUGGACAGGGUGAGCUCUGUGGACUACAACUCGGCCCAAAGUCAGAGCGAAUCAGGCCUUGGCUGCCUGUCUCACCACGCCACCACCAGCAGCAGCAACAGGAGGGAACUCCAGUUGUCCCACAACUCAUCUGCCAUGCAGUGGCCUCAGAUUGUUGGAGGAACAGGUUUUCUGCAAGAUCCCGUGUCUCCACACUGCAUGCCUCGUAUUGAGAUGGUCCAGAGGAAAGCGUCGGGUGCUAAAUUGAAGUGCUCUGUGUGUCAGCGAGAGUUCAAAAGCUUGCCGGCACUGAAUGGCCACAUGCGCUCCCAUGGAGGCUUCAAAACACAAAUGCCAACACCUAGAAUGAAAGAGGAGCCACAGGAGAUGCAGCCCGAGGGGGCACCAGGUGCUGUGCCAAUGGUCAUGCCAGUGUCUGUGCCAGUAAACAGACGUCCGUCCACGCCCAUCAGGAUGUCUCCUGCUCCACAGCUCUCUGAGAUUGCCAGAGACUCUGAGGACCAGGCUGUGCUGUACCCACAUGCCAUGAGUGGCCCAAGGACCAUGUCCCUAUCGACUUCCAGUCACCUCGCUCCACUUCGAAUCCCUACCCCUGACACCCAAAGAGACUCUGCUGGCGAGGAGGAGGAGGAAGGGGACCAGGAGGGUCCAGACGCGCGGCAGCCGCACGAGAGGAAGCGCUACCAGCACCGCCUGCUACCCCUCUUCAUCCCGUCCCCCAGCCCCUUCCCCGUGGCCAGGGGCGCAGUGCUUUUCCGCAGCCAGCUACGCUCCCCGGGCCCAGAGGGGGGCGCUCCCGUUCCCUACACCCCACCACCCAUGCUCAGCCCUGCCCGGCCAGGCUCGGGACUCUUCAUCAGCGUGUGUGGCAGCGGCGGCGGCGGUGGCGGCGGGGGAGACAAGCUGAGCUCAGGAGAGCUGCUGCUGCUGCAGCCACCACAGGUGCACCUCAGCCUCAAGACUGGGGAUCGGCUGUCACUGAAUGAUGACCAUCAUGGGACGGCUCAUACUGAAACCCCGGCCCAAGGAACACCCAUCCACAUCGAGCCACGCAUCAACAUUGGAGAGCGAUUUCAAGCAGAGAUUCCAGAUUUGUGUGCAAGGUCAGAAGCAGCCAAGGACCCCCUCAGGGCCACUCUAAUGUGGUCCUCUUGGAGCGAUCUGAAACUGCCCUGCGAGCAGCAGAAAGUGGAUGAUUUGCUGAGGCUGGCCUGCUGCAGCGUUCUGCCCGGCGGAGGAACCAACACGGAGCUGGCGCUUCACUGCCUGUUUCAGUGCAAAGGAGAUGUCAUGGCAACAGUGGAGAAGCUCCUGAUGUCUGGUCCGACAACUAGAGUCAUGUCGAAACCUCUGGCUGACUAUCAUUAUGCAGGGUCGGAUAAAUGGACAAUGCAGGAGCGGCGGCAGCUGAACAGGGCGCUGGAGAAACAUCACAAAGACUUCUUCCUGGUGCAGAAAAUGGUGCGGACUAAGACUGUUGCUGAAUGUGUGGAGUUUUAUUAUACGUGGAAGAGAAGGUCUCGCAGCAGCAGACGUCUUAGCGCCAAUCUCAAUAACCCGGGCGUAGAGAAUGAGGUGAACUGGGAGGAGUACAGAAUUGCCUUGUCAAAACCCAACGGCUUGGAGAAGAAGCGUUUGACUGACUUUGCAGACCGCUCAGUGAAGAGUCGGAGGGGAUCACUGAGUUAUGAGGAACUCAGUAAUAUUUCUGCCCCAGAUGGAGACGUCUCUGAGUCCCUGAGUCAGACAGGGCGUCGCUGCAGGCCCUCUGCAGAGAAAGGUCCACCUCAGGCAGGCCAGCGCGCCUCUCCAGCCUCCAUGAAGAGCUCCCCAGCUCACAGCACCACCAGUGGAGACACAGACUUCCCCUGUAGAGAGUGUGGCAAGGUUUUCUUCAAGGUCAAAAGUCGCAACGCUCACAUGAAGACUCAUCGGCCGCAGGAAGCUCAGCUGUGCUGGCCACCAGUGCAGCUCCAGCGCCCUCUGGAGGACAGUCUGGAUAGGACACCGGCCAGCCCUUUCAGAAGAACCCCCCCUCACCUGCUCCUGUUACCUGGCAACCACGUUAGCACAUCUCAGGGUCCCCGGAUUGAGAAUGUAGUAGGCCUCUACAGGGAGGAGGACCAGGCCCUGAAUCCACAUGCCAUACAAAACAAUUCACUUGGCUGAAUGGUGGAUGAUGAAGAAUAACUGUCAAAUUGACAAGUAAAAUGUUUAAAUCACACCAACUUCUCUUGAACAUGUUGAGUUUUUCAGUGUGAAAUUGCACACAAGACUUGUUCACACAUAUACAUUGAUCUGCCAUCAAAUGGUCUCAAUUGAAAGCUCAGUAAAGAACAAAAACCAGCAAGGUCGGCGACUGCGUCUACACUUUUGACCCGUGUAUUGCUUGGUGCGUCCGCUCCCAAAAAGUAGUAAUCGCUUGAGGUAAUGAAAAAAGAGGACUGGAGACAUUGAGAAUGGAUUAGGUCCGAAACGCCUGUUGCGCCAGUUUUAGCCUCUGACUUCUGUUGUAAAUUUUUGGCUACAAUAUACAUUGUUCGCACAAGCCUUGUGUGUGCCUCCUUUUUUCAUUACCUCAAUGGAAAGCUCACCCCUUGUAGAUUUCAUUGCCAUGGAGCACUUAUGUGUUAACGUGUAUUCUUUCCUUUCUUCUGCUGAGUAAUGUUUGAGUUUUUGAGGUAUAAUGCGUGAGCAGUUUUGACAGGGGUCGUUCUGAUAACUUUUUUGAUUUUUUUACAACUAAGUCUAGAGAACACCCAGACUUGCACAGUCAGGGAUUCAGAUAUCAGUGAGACCACACAGUAUGUAGAUUGCAGAUCUAAGCUGCUUUGUUUUGCCACAUGAUCGUAUCUGCUUUUGGUGUAAGUUUGCUGGCUAAUUGUAGCCAGGGCCCAUCUACUGUAUAUAGCCUGUAACAUUUAGUCAGUUUAUCCAAACAGGCUGUUUCCAGCCGUUCUUGUCCCACUGAAAUAAAUGCAAUAGGUAACCAAUUAAACAUAAGCCUAGGCAUCAUGUGAAUAAGUGGUCUCAUUGGCUGUAGUUCUGUCCAACAGUAUCCACCUUAUUAUCCACCAAUUACACAGGUGGUCUCAUUGCAAUUCCAGUUCUGCCCUACAAAGGCAAAGUGCAGUAACUACACCAACAUUGAAAUUGAGAAAAUGCCUUCAACGCUUUGGUAGGCCUAUUAGGUUGGAUAUUGUAGUUACUGCAUAGGAAUAUCUACACUACAAUAUAAUAUUUGACAUAGUAAUAUCUAAAAAGGGAUAUGUUUGGACCAAUAGGCUUUGUCACAAGAUAAAGGAGAUGUAAUGAAGACCAUUUUCAGUCUAAUCUCCAUUUUGACAGUUACGUAGUUACUGCACUUUGCCUUUGUAGGGCAGAGUUGUGCGGUGGCCUUCAAUGGCAGCCAACCAUUAACCAGAACUAGCCAUGGACAUAGCAGACUGGAGACUGUGAGAGUAAGAAAUUAUAUGAAAUGGGCAUGGUGUAAUAAGGUGGAUAUAAAUGCAUUUGAUUGGCCCUGAGGUGGCCAUCCGGUGGGGCACUCGCCUGCCAUGCGCCUGACUCGGGUUCGAUUCCCAGUCCGGGUCCUUUGCCGACCCCUCCCCGUCUCUCUCCCCAUUCGCUUCCUGUCUACCUCUCGCACUGUCCUGUCCAUAAUAAAAUCUAAAAGACCAAAAAAUAUCUUUUAAGAAAUGCAUUUGAUAAUCACCUGUUGAUCCAAUCUCUGAGAUCCUCAUCCUUUGUACGGGUAUCAUUUUGACAAACCAAGUCUACAAUCUUGGUGCGGCCCACACCAGGCUGCGUUGUUGAAUAUGAAAAUAUAAUGUGAACACUGAGGACUGCAUAUUCAAACUUUCUUUUCUAUUUUUGUACAUCCAUUAAACUUUUCCAU
Molecule: messenger RNA, 5971 nt
Organism: Engraulis encrasicolus (European anchovy)
Lineage: Eukaryota; Metazoa; Chordata; Actinopteri; Clupeiformes; Engraulidae
Product: transcriptional-regulating factor 1
Exons: 16
Coding region: 877-4242 (1121 amino acids)
Biological process (GO): negative regulation of DNA-templated transcription; regulation of transcription by RNA polymerase II
Cellular component (GO): histone deacetylase complex; transcription regulator complex
Molecular function (GO): transcription corepressor activity
Source: RefSeq, a predicted model, not a curated record